GUUCGCUGAGGUAGAAUAACCCUGUCAGAAGUCUUGAGGCAGCCCCAAGCCCUUGGUGUCAACAUGGCUUGUCUCAGUGGGUUCAGCCUGUCUCGCAUCCCCUCUAUCCUGAUGUUGGCGGUACUGUACGUGGCCUAUGUGUUGAUCGGAGGACUGAUCUUCUGGAAGCUGGAAGGAGGUCUGGUGCGGCAGGAAAAAGCCCGUAUACUUGAGGAGAAGAGAUCACUACUAGACACAUACCCCUGUCUGAACCAAGAGGCCCUGGAUGCUAUAGCUCAGGUAUUUCGAGAUUCUUCCAAGGUUGGGCUUAGUCUGAAAGGGAACCAGACCAUGGACAGCUUCUGGAAGUUCACUAGCUCUGCUGUGUUUGCUGCCACUGUGGUCACCACUAUAGGCUAUGGCAACAUGAGCCCCAGUACAACGGCAGGUCAGAUCUUCUGUGUGUUCUUUGCUCUGUUUGGGAUCCCUCUGAACAUGGUGGUGCUGAACAGAGUAGGCAAGUACAUGCUGGCCAUAGAGAGGAACGCCUCUGAUUUCAUCCAGGGAAAGACCAAUCACAGGAAGUUAACCAGGUUCAUGAUCCACCUGUUGUCCUACCUCUCUGGAACAGCACUCUUCUUUGUGAUGCCCAUGGUGGUGUUCAAACAGCAAGAGGGCUGGAGCUACUCACAGGCGAUCUACUAUUGCUUCAUUUCACUCAGCACCAUUGGCUUUGGAGACUACGUCGCAGACAGUAAUCCCGACCAGUACUAUCCAGAGUGGUACAGCAUCCUCAUGGCGUCCUGGAUCUUCUUCGGCCUGGCCUGGUUGGCCCUAGUCAUCAACCACACCAGCGACAUCCUGGAGCGGCUCAACACCCACCUCAAACACUGGUGGAGCCCCGAGGAACCUAGCAACGCAGGACCGGUGGAUGAGGUCAAGGAAACCCCGGUGGACGGUUAA
This is a messenger RNA of Oncorhynchus tshawytscha (Chinook salmon), 942 nucleotides long. It is a transcript of the gene kcnk17, whose product is annotated as potassium channel, subfamily K, member 17. The transcript has 5 exons. Gene Ontology annotation, biological process: stabilization of membrane potential; potassium ion transmembrane transport. Gene Ontology annotation, cellular component: membrane. Gene Ontology annotation, molecular function: potassium ion leak channel activity. The record is from RefSeq and is a predicted model, not a curated record. The coding region runs from base 64 to 942 and encodes 292 amino acids. NCBI's taxonomy places the organism in Eukaryota, Metazoa, Chordata, Actinopteri, Salmoniformes, Salmonidae.